AAACGUCACGCAUCCUUCAUCCCCCAACCUCCUUCCUCAUCUCCCCCUCUCUCCCCUCAUCUCCCCCGUUCUCCCCUCAUCGUCAGCGCUCUCCCCUCAUCUUUCCUGCUCGUUCCUCACCUCCCCCGCUCUCCCCAACCCCCGCUCCCCCUGCCCCACCCCCCCCCGCCCCCCCAUCUCCCCUCAUUUCCUUGCGUGCUUCGCUUAUCUCUACGCUCUUCCUUGCCCCGUUUUUUGCACCCACCCUUCAUCUCCCCACCACUCUCUGCCUCCCCUCCUCUUCUCACAUUCCCCCACACACCCUUCAUCUCCCUUCCCUCCCUCCCCACCGCCCCCCCACUCAACCGUCAUCUUCCUCCUCUCCCUUCCCACAACGUUCUCUCUUCCCCCCCGCCCUUGCCUUUCCUCAGCUCACCCCUCAUCUACCCCGCCCAUUCACUCCUCAUUACCUUCUCAUAUCCCCUCCCUUCAGACCCCUUUUUGUACGAAUCGCCACAGGAACAAGCCUUUGGCGACUCUGCUGCGGAUUCCGCAGAUAGAGUAG
Closterium sp. Naga37s-1 is the source of this 544-nucleotide messenger RNA. Lineage: Eukaryota; Viridiplantae; Streptophyta; Zygnematophyceae; Desmidiales; Closteriaceae. The record is from the annotation of a GenBank genome assembly.